Messenger RNA from Brassica rapa (field mustard), 14602 nucleotides. RefSeq names its product F-box/kelch-repeat protein At3g17530-like. The record is from RefSeq and is a predicted model, not a curated record. Gene Ontology annotation, molecular function: protein binding. Lineage: Eukaryota; Viridiplantae; Streptophyta; Magnoliopsida; Brassicales; Brassicaceae.
AAAUCCUUAUAGUGUGAUUUGUUUUAUCAAAAACCAGUUUCAAUCAACUGACGAGAUAUCUUCUUUCCUAAUAUCAUGUAUUUAAUAUUUAAAUAUAUAUAUAUAUAUAUAACAAGAUUUGAGUUAUCAAAAUUAUGUAUAUAUUAUAACCAGAAUAUUUUUAAAAAUUUAUUAGAAGAUAUUUUAUCUCAUAGCUGAAUUAAAAUUUAUUUGAGGAUAUUAUAUCUCAUUGUUUCUCUUGAAAACUAGGUCAUUUAGAAACUUAAACUAAUUUAUUAUAUAAAUAUCGCACCACCCACAUUAGUUUCACGCAUCUAUCUUUUAAGUUUUCAUAUGUUUUUGAUCGUUAUAAUUUAAAUUCUACUUUUGUGAUCUUGCACAGGUGUAUGAUAAUCAAUAAGUAACUCAUAGACGGGAACACCAUUACUGGUAAUUUUAUGGGGGAUUCUUCUUCUCUGUUUAUUUUUGUUCUCUUCCACUUCAUGGUGUAUCUCUAUCUAUAUUUUUGCAUCAGUAGUGAUUCAACUAACAAAAAGAGACGACUCUGUUUAUCCAGGAACUGAUGAUCCCUUUCGAAAAAGGUAAUUCUUUCUUUGUAUAAAGUUAAAUCACUUAUCAAGAAUAAAAUAUAAGAUAUGUAUGCUAAUUAAGUACAAUUUAUUUAUUGUGCGUGAUCCUCUUCGGUACGUCUGAGAGCCAAAUAUAAUCUCAAAGCUUUUUAAAAACUUUGAAACUCAUUGAUGUUGUCCUAUCAAUUAUAUAAUUUGUUAUCUUUAAAUAUUUUUGUUAGAAUUACCUAUUUUCUGACUCAAAGCUUAGAGAAGAAAACCAUAAAUCAUCUAUGCUGUUACAAUGAAACCAAUGAUAAUAAAUCUCAGGUAAUUCAAAUCUCUCUUUUAUAUUUCAUGGCUGAUUUUUUUAUUGAGGUUAUGCGUGAAAUAUUUAUUUUUUCUCAAUUAUAUUUUUUUGAUGUUUUAAGAUUAGUGUUAAAUGUGAUCAUUUUCUAAACGUUCUAAUGUAUUCUUUGUUCAUAUGAACAUAGUAUAAAUAUCAAUAUGUAACAUCAAAUCUUUCAUAUUAACCAUAUACAUGUAACAUAAGUAUUAUAUAGUUGUAAAUAUAAUAUCAACUUAAUAUUAAUCUUAAUGUCCGCACAUGCGUGCAGGCGGUCCACCUAGUAUAUUUUAAAAGAAACAGAUAAUUUUCUUAAGUUUUUUUUAUCAACAAAUUAUUUCUUUCCUUUUUUUAAAAUAUGCCUAAAUAAAUUGACGAGAAGAAUUCACUGUUUCACAAAGAAUCAUUCCUUACUUUAUUCAGCAUAUUUCUUUUGAAAUUAGUCUCCCAUAAAUCUUUUGGCCAAAAAAAGUCUCCCAUAAAUCUACAUUUUAAGAUAGAUAUCUUUUCUCCAAAAGAAAGAUAUAAUUUAGAUUUGAAAUUUUCACAAAAUAUGCAUUUCCCUAAAAUACCUUUAACAAUUAUCAUACGACUAAGAUACAAUAAUAGCACAACGAAAAACAUUUUUAGUUUACCCUUGUUUUGGUGUUCAAACAAAAAAAAAAACAAAAGUUCACCCUAGUUUGUAUCGUUUCUCCUAUACUUUCUGCCUGGAGAGAUAUUAGGUCAGAAAUCACUACUAGAAGAAGAUGGUGAUGAUAACCGACCUUCCAUUUGAUCUGGAAAAGAAGAUACUCGCCCUUGUUCCGAAAGAGUCUCGACCACAAUGGCAAACUACCUGCAAGAGAUGGUACGCCCUACGCCAAGAUCUACUCGCCAAGAAACACUUGGCUCAAACAGGAAGAGAGUUCAUCUUUUUGUUGAAUAAUAGUGUUUUUUCAACAACCAUCAACCUCGAGGGAGUCCAUAACAACGUUGAUCCGGCCAUGGAGUUCGGAGGUAAACUUGGAUCUUUACAAGAUUCAAAUGAUUUACAAAUAGAUAGUAUUUUCUACUGCAAGGGGUUGGUGCUAUGCACUAUGGUGGGAAAACAAAGGCUCCUGGUUUGCAACCCUAGUAACCGUGAAACUAGGUAUGUCAAACCUAGAAGUCAUGGCUGUUCCGAAUAUGCUCUUGGAUACAAAGGCAGCAAGUCUUCUUGUGUUAAUAGCUACAAGAUCUUGAGGUAUUGUCGUUAUUUGGACACGCAAAUGAGGUGUACGGUUUCCGAGUUUGAACUGUAUGACUUUAUGUCUGACUCAUGGAGGGUGUUAGAUGUUGAUGAGCAUGAUGCGUACAUAUCAGCUCGCGGCGUGUCUGUGAAGGGAAACACUUACUGGGUUGCUAAAAGAUAUGGCAACCAGUUCAUACUCAGUUUUGAUUUCACAAGAGAGAAAUUUGGGUUUCUCCCUCUUCCGUAUGAGAGUGCUGGUCCUGGUGUUUCAGUGGAUUAUGGGCAUAAAGAUACCGCUGUUCUGUCAGUUGUUAGAGACGAACAACUCUCGGUGUUACAUCAGUAUCUUCAUUUGUUUUCAUUUGAGAUGAAGAUAUGGGUGAGCAACAUGAUUGGCACCAAAAAGGUGUCGUGGGGCAAGUUCUUGGUAGUGGACGUAGUGUUGUUAAAUGUUGUCAGUUUCGUGGUUGACGAGGAGCAUAAAGUGGCAGUGUGUUGUUGUACAGACAAGGAUGAUGGUGACGAAGAGGGUACCAGCAUUUUCGUUAUUGGAGAGAAUAUACAGAGACAUGUUUAUGAUGAAGAAGUGACAAUAGAUGCAUCAUGGCCACAUCUCAUAAAUUACGUUCCAAGCCCGGUUCACGUUGUGAGGAAGAGUACACGCAAAAGCAAAAGGAAACGAAAUGCAAGGAGGCAUCAACCGGAGGAGGGCACAUCUGCAAGAAGCGUUGAGGAAACAAAAGUGACACCCAAAGCAAAACCUAAAGCAUAUCGAAGUUUCUAGGGUUGCUUUGAAUGUCCCAAAAUGGUUUAGGAAAUGAAAGUGACACCAUACCUAAAAAGCACAUCGAAGUUCUCUUGCUGUUGCUUUGAAUGUCGCAAUGAUUUCUAUCUUUUUUUUUUUUUUUUGGACAAUCCCAAAGGUUGUAAUAAAUUGAACGCAUAUUGAAGUUUAUUAUCUUAUUUUGACUCUUAAAAUCUGAGUAAAUGCAAUGGUUUUGUAUUUCAUUUUAUUUACACUGAUACCAUCAGAUUAAUGCGAAAGAAGCACACAGACUGCCUCCAACUUGCUUAUUUGCUCUCGAGAGACGUUGAGAGCGUAGUGGAAAUGAAAAGUGUGGUCCAAGUUUCCUCUAACUUGAAGAAAAAGAAAGAUGAAGGUUCUUCCAAAGUUCACUUCUUUUUCGCUAUAUAGUCUAUUGAGGUUAUAGCCGGGGUUUAUCAAAUAAGCACAGUGUCUAUUAUUCCGUUUUCCAUAUAACUAAUAUUUGUUCUUUUUAUAGUCACUAGGAUCGUGUCCGCGCUACGCGCGGAUAUUGGGUGAAGUUCAAAUUUGUAUGACCAUAGUUGUGGCUGUUUUUGGUUGUUGUUAAAAUAGAUGUAAAGUAAUUAUAAGAAAGAAUAUAUGACAUUGAGUUUUUUAAGAUUGAUUGUUCAUUUGUUUAUGCGAAUGAAGUUGGAAGUCAAUCGAUAGAGAUGUAAAAGUAGAGAGGAGUUGAUGUUUUUGGUUGUGUAUAGUGGUUUUCUGUAGUAAUAGAAAUUAAAUUAACGUGUUGAAAAUUAAAAAUAGGUAAAAGUUCUUCGUAAUUGAGAUAUUGUUUAGCAUUAUGCUGUUUUGAAUUUGGAAAUAAUCUUUUAAAAGUGUGUUUAGGUCUUCUAUUAAUAAACUAAUUGGAAAUUUUAUGAAUUACAUUGAAAAAGGGCCCCUUGAAAAAAACUUAUGAACUAAAAAAUCAGAUAAAUUGAUCGAGAAUUUAAUACUAAGGUUUUGUUGUGUUACUUUCGUAGUAUAACAUACCAAAUCAAACGAUCUCUACGCUUGAUUUUGCACUUAAUAGUUAAGAUGUUCUGUCCGGAUUUUGGACAAAUGAUUUCUUGGAUUCCAGAGAGGGGUGAUUGGGUUCGUAUGUGUUCGAGAAGUCUAUAAACGCACAGUAAAGUCGUAAUUUUGAAUUACCUCCAGCAGGUGGAUGAUCAUUGUGGUUUGAUUUGACCAUCGUGUUGAGGAAAACGACCCUUUGACGAAAGAAAGAAUUAGGAAAUGAGUCAGCGAAAGAGAGAGAUCUUGAAAUGUGGAAAUCCAAUGAUCGAGUAACUUACACGUAAUAGUUGUCUCCGCCUUUCUUCUCGUUGCAAAUUUCUUAGUGGAAGAUGAUGUGAAUGUUAUGUGGAGCUGAGGUUGUUAACCGGUUUGUAUCAAAUAUGCAAUGUUACUGAAUUUAUUCGUAUAUUUUGUUGAUUUGUAUUGAUGAGACAAAAGAUUUUUUUGAACUUUCAGUGCAGCCGGUGAUUGUGGCAGGAGAUGUGCUACUUGCCUUUCUGAUAUUAUUGUCUAUCGAGAAGAACAUUUAGAUAUUAUAAUCUGUUGAAGAUUUUUAUAUUUAAUGUGAUACGUUUAAAAUUUGAAAGUCUUGUGUGAAUUGAAAUAAUUAGUUACAGUCAUCAAAUUGAAGCGAGAGAAAAUAAAAAGAAACAAACAAUCCGAUAAUAAGAGUUCAUAAUUUGUCUUUGUUCAUUACUCUUUGUCUCUGUUUUAAGGAGAAAAGUAACAAAACAACAUAAUAGGUUUUGAAUUGCAUAACCAAGAUUCUGGUGCAAGAACAAACCACUAUAUUUUUUUAAACAUACUUGAUUGGUGUCUUUAAUCUUUUUUUUUUUUUGAGAAAUUUAAUUUUUAAAUAAAUAUUAGGAGCUAUAUUAGUCUACAUUUUGAUCCGCGCUUCGAAAGCACGAGUUUUUUUGGUUAAUAAAAAUGUGAUACGAAUAGUAUUUUGAUUAUGAUUUAUAUUAUUAAGUUAUAUAUAAAAUAUUUUAAAAAAAAUUAUAUAAUUUGUCAAUUCUUUUAUUUGAAAUUUUGUGUGUACAUUCUUAUCUCACAACAUCAUCUUUAUAUUUUUAUGCAUUAGUCAUCUUUAUAUUUUUAUGCAUUAGAUAAGAGUUAAAAAUUUUGGCAUAUUUUAGACUAAUUUAAAAAUAUAUAUUUGCAGGGGUUACAAAAUAUAUAGAAUAUAAAUGUAGUUUCUAAAUAUAAUUAGAUUUCCUUAAGUUGGACACAAACUUUAUUAACUGAACAUGUUCCUAACUUAAUAAUAUUGACUUGAAUUAGUAAAACAAAUAGGGAUUUUUACCACUAUAGAUUUUCGAGUUCAUAUAUGUAUUAUUUAUUGUAAAGUUCAUACAUAUUUUUUUAGUAAUAGUGCUUUUAAAAAAUUUAAUCCUAUGAUUGGAUGAGAAUAUUUCAUCCUAUGUGGCACCUCUAAUUGAGCUCUAAAUUAGUUCCUUUUAUAUAGUAGGAUUGAAUGCAAUUUCUUAUAAGUUAUUUAGAAUGUAGCAUUCUAUUUUUGAAACAUUGACAUCCUACAUCUUGGUAAAAUAAAAGUCACUCAUAGUUUCGGCUAUCUUGUUGGGGAAACCUCCUGACCCUGACUGGGGAAGCACGCUCGAACACUUAACAACCCAUAGUUUCGGCUAUCUUGGCUACAUUCUAUUGAGGUUAGUGUUUCAAGCUACAAUAUAUAUGGUUUGGAGAGAAAGGAAUGAUAGAAGGCAUCUCAAGAAACCUAGACAGCAUCACCAACUGGCGAAGAUCAUUGAUAAAACUGUUCGUAAUCGGCUUUUAGCCACCAGAUAUUGGGAGAAGCAACGGUUGAGAGAUCUUAUGCAAGAGUGGUACAAAACACAUACAUAGGGUUUAGGAUUCUUGUUCAUCUUUUUAAAUCUUUAGUCCUUUGUACAUAACUAUUAUUUUUCACUGAUGAUCAAUAAAUUUAAAAUUUCAUCAAAAAAAAAAAUAAAAGUCACUCUAACACGAUUAUGAACUUCAUCAUCCCAUCAAAAUUACCAGUUAGAGGUGAAUUUUUAAUAUCAAUUCCAACAUAUUCUAUUUUUUGAAAAAAAAAACUUUUAUAAACUAUUUUUUUGUCAAUAAAUUCUUUUUUGUAAGGGCUCAAAUUUUUUAUUUUGGAUUUUUGACAGCUCGAGGAGAAUAUAAAGUUUUGAUAACUUUAGCAGGAGGUCUACUUGACUUUGAUUCUCUAUCUACUAUAUUUUGGGUAUUUAUGACAUGAUUUCACUCUUUAACAAAUUAUUAUUCCUUAGUACUUUAGGAUAUUCCUUUUGAAAAUAUAGUCCCAUAAAUCUACAUUUCAAGAAAGAUAUAUCUCCAAAAAAAAUAUAUCUUAUCAAUAUGCAUUUCCCUAAAACACCUUUAACAAUUAUCACACAAACAAGAUACAAAUAUACAAUAAAAGCCCAAUGAAAAUCAGUUUUAGUCUACUGGAAAAAUGAUCAUUUAAUCCCUCAAGUAUUUGAAAUUAACAGUCUAAGUCCUCAACUCUUGGUAUGCAAUUUAAAUCCUAAUGUUGGUGUUGACUUCAAAAACUUUUUUUUAUCGCCAAAAACAUAUUCUCUAAAUCAAAACCCAGAGGUUAGAGCUUGCUUUAAAGAAGCUAAACUUCAAAAAUGAAUCUUCUUUAGAGUCUUAACGCCGGCGGAGACUUUAUUUUAGGAAAAUAAAAUUCUGAAUUUUGAUAUGAAGAAGAUGCUGCUUUUGGGAUUUAGAACUCUGGGUUUUGAUUUGGGGAAGCAGAUGAUAAGAAACAAAAUAGAAGGAGAUUAGCUGUUUAAUUUAACGUGUUUUUGGUAUUGUCUAACGUUUACUUUUUUCAAGACUAAUGUUGUGAAGUCAACGCAAAUAUUGGGAUUUAAACUGUUAAUUUCAAAUACUUGAGGAAUUAAAUGAUCAUUUUCCCUUAGUCUACUCUAGUUUUGGUGUUCAAAAAAAGUUUACAAAUCGUUAGUCCUAUAUGCUUUCUGCCUAGAGAGAUAUUAGGUUAGAAAUCACUACUAGAAGAUGUUGAUGGUAUCUGACCUUCCAUUUGAUCUGGAAAAGAAGAUACUGGCAUGCUGUGUUCCGAAAAAGUCUCCAGCACAAUGGCCAACUACUUGUAAAAGAUGGUACACUUUACUCCCAGAGCUACUUUCCGAGAAACACUUGGCUCAAGCAGGACGAGACACGAGAGUUCACCUUAUUUUUGAAUGAUAGUGUUUAUUCAACAGUCAUCAAUCUCCAGGAAGUCCAUAACAAUGUUGAUCCAAAAAAAACACGAAAAGAAAAUUUAGAGAAACUUUUCUCUCUCGGUUCUCUCCCCCUCGACCUCUUCUCUCGGCUUCUCUCGUAACUUCCGUCACGGUGGCCGGCGGUGCUUUCUCAACCGUCGGUCGCCACCCCAGCUAGCGUUCCGUUCUCCACCUCCUCUCCUGACGGCUCUAAACAGAAGUUGAGUUGUUCUUGUCUUCUCUGGAGGAUUAGCGAAGAUGUAGUUCGGUCCCUUGCCUGCAGGAAGCAUCGAUUUGAGGUAGGCUUCUCCGGACAGCAGAGAGUCGCUGCCUCUGCCUCUCUGGUUUGUCGCCACCUCCUCUUGUCUCCUCCUCUCCCUCUGUCGAUUGCUCAGCCAGAGAUGAGGCUCUCGUCGGGGACUUCUUUUCCUUAUGAUUCCUUAGCUCAUGAUCUUGAUGGCUAUACUUGUCGUUUGUGUUGUUGGAGCUUCGGUUCCUCUGUUCUUCAUAUUUCUGGAAGGAAUCCGUCCGUCGAUGUUCCAGCCUCGUCCUUGUUCUGAAGCUAGAAUCUUUUCAGUUGAUGCUUGUGUGAAGGGACCGGAGUAGAGAGCCAUGAACCUCUGCUUGUUUCCGCUUGCGUCGCUCCGCACUUAUCCGCUAGCUUCUCUUCUUUGGAUUAGGGUCUCCUGGAACCGCCGGAUUUGGCUUCUGGAGCUGUUUCAGCGUCUGGAGUAGACUUCAUCGGUGCUAGCCGGACCAGGACCUAGUCAACCCUGCUUUGCCAUCGCACCGUUUCGAAGUCGCCUUCGGGAUGAGCCUCGGUUCCUAGGCUCAUUCUCCGGCUGAUUGCUCUAAUGUUCGUGGCUCUUUGUGCAGGUUCCGACAUCGAGAUUCAGCCUUGAACUACUGGAUUGAAAUUUGAGUCUUGGUUUCAUGUUUUAGCUAAGCUUUAAUCACUUCUUAGGAGAUGAUUAAACCUUAUUUCUCUGUGAAAGUCUUUUUUAUCUUUUUUUUUGGGCUUUCUAAGAGCCUUGCUUUAAGUAGCUAAUCCUAGAUGCAUAAGGUUUGAUCUUCAAGCUCUAAAUGUAUCUCCUGUAUCAUUAUUUGGUAAUGAAAUUCACAUACUUAUCAAAAAAAAAAAAAAAAAUGUUGAUCUAGUGAUGGAGUUUGGAGGUACACUUGAAUCUUUAAAAGAUUCAAAUUAUUUACGAAUACAUGAUAUCUUUUACUGCCAGGGUUUGUUAUUAUGCACUGUGGUGGGGGGGAGUUCUUUAGUGAACUUGGGUGAUUUUAUGUUAGGAAAGGUGAUAACUGUUGUAAGCUUCGUGUUGGAUGAGGAGAAUAAAGUGGCAGUGUGUUGUAGUACAGGCAAGGAUGUUUUUAAAGAACAGUGUACCAGCAUUUCCAUCAUUGGAGAGAAUGUACAUAAACAUGUCUAUGGUCAAAGGAUUAGAGAUGGUUUAUGGCCACAACUACUGAACUACGUUCCAAGCCCAGUUCACAUUUCAAAGAAGAGUACUCCCAAAGGCAAAAGAAAAAGAAAAACAAGGCAGUUAGUCAAAUAUAUUAACCAAGUUUCUUUCUACUCAAAUACUUUAGAUUUAGAUUGGAUGCAUAUAGAAAAUAGUAGUUACUAAGAAACUAAACAUCAGCAAUUUAUUUGCUUCAUAGACUUAUAUCUGCAAGAAGCGUUAAGGAAACGAAAGUGACACCGAUAGCCAAAAGAGUUUAGGAAACGAGAGUGAAACCAUACCUAAAGCAUAUCGAAGUACUCCUGCUGUUGCCUUGAAUGUCCUAAUGAUCAUUUCUAUCUUUUCUUCUUUUUUUGGACUAUCCCAAAGGUUGUAAUAAAUUGAACGCAUACUGAAGUUUAUUAUCUUAUCUUGACUCUUAAAAUCAGAGCAAAUGCAAUGGUUUUGUAUCUCAUUUUAGCUUUUGAGGAUCUAUAUUGGUUUUAUAAAUCGGUUAUGUACUAUAUUAGUAUCGAAUUUACAUCAGAUUAGUGCAAAUGAAACACACACUAACUGUAGUUGAACUUGCUUCUGCUGGAGAAAACGGGCACAAGGCGCAACGGAAUGUAACGGCAUGAUCGUGUUCUCCUAAACUUGUGUGAACCUGUGAAGAAAAUACUUUGACGAUAGCAUGAUAUAGUAUAAGCAGAAACUAAAUGAGAGAAUCACUUUUUAACGUUGGAGAACCUGUGUGAACCUGUGAAGAAAAUACUUUGACGAUAGCAUGAUAUAGUAUAAGCAGAAACUAAAUGAGACAAUCACUUUUUAACGUUGGAGAACCUCCUCGAUAUGAGUAGGAAAAACCAACGAGACCAUAGUACACUCAAAAAUCAGAUAUAUAAAUGGGUAUGAGUACAACCACGUCCUCCCUGUUAAACACCCUGAACAAAACAGAGACUCUGGCUAUAAAGAGCUAUCUCCAACACAAGAACAAUAACAACAAGAGAUCAACACCAAAAGCUUCAAAACAGGCAUCCACAAGACGACCUCAGUUCACUAGGAUUCCGGCAACCAGAGACUAAUCCCACCGUACAAAUCCAAGAUGAACAAGUCAAGAACACAUCUGCCACAUUUCAGCUCAAUCAGAGAAGAUCCAACCAUCGGAUUUGCCAAACACUCAAGACAACACUUCUGAAGAACAGUGACGACCAGCUUCACUAAAACCCAGACAACAGAAUAUCUAACCUUUGAAUUCCAAAUCUCUUCGGUGAACCUUUAACCACUGACCAAAGAAGCUUCCCAAAAAAUAUCAGCCCAAAAAAGAUCUGUUUGACCCUCCAAAUCUGCCUUGACAAACCCACACGAAAUAUGUCUUCUUCUCUCCUUUUCUCCCUUUUGUCUAAUGAGUCUUCUUAAGCAUUCUACUUUCUUGUGUCAACUCUCUAUAACCACAUAAAUUUGGUUAUAUAGUAUCUCACUAACCCCCAAGGCCUAAUACUAAUCUCAUGGACUAAUACCAAUGGCUCAACUUCCAAGUUUGGUUAUCACCAACCAAACCCAAUGGGUUUCCUCCAUCUAGAAGGAACCCAACAAACUUUCCCUCCGACUAGGUGGAGGAAACAGCCAUUCCGCCUAUCCUUCGGCAUACUUCAAGCUUCCCUUUCGGCAAAGACUUUGUCAUCAUAUCAGCUCCAUUAUCAUUCAUAUGAACUUUCUCAAUUUCCACUUCCUUAGAAGCAACCACAUCUCGUAUCCAAUGAUACCUCCUCUGAAUGUGUUUUGAUUUCGAAUGAAAUGUAGAGUUCUUCCAGAGACAGAUGGUGCAUUGACUAUCACACAUCAGCACAUACUUUUCUUGCUUGAAACCGAUCUCUUCACAGAAGUUCUUCAUCCACAGCAACUCUUUACAAGCUUCCGUUGCAGCAAUGAACUCUGCCUCAGUGGUAGAUAGUGCAACAUACACUUUUGCUGCCUUGACUGCCAUGGCACAGCUCCACCCGAAAAUGUUACAAGAAACCCGAAGUAGACUUGUUAGAAUCAACAUCUCAAGACAUGUCAGAAUCAGUGAAACUGACCAGCAAAGCUUUCUUACCCCCAAAUAUAAUCUUCAGAUCAGAAGUCCCUCGGAGAUAUCUCAAAAUCCACUUCACAUCAUUCCAAUGUUCUCUUCCCGGAUUGAAGAGAAACCUGCUGACAACUUCAACUAUGUAAGCUGAAUCUGGUCUUGUACAGACCAUGACAUACAUCAAACUACCUACUGCAGAAACAUAUUGAACCUUCGCCAUAUCUUCUUUCUCCGCAUAUGUCUUUGGACUUUGUUGACUGCUCAGCCUUAAGUGUGGAGCAAGAGGAGUACUCAACACUUUAGACUUGUCCAUGUUAAGCCGCUUAAGUACUUUUUCAAUGUACUUCUCAUGAGAUAAGUGAAUCAGCUUCUCACCUCUAUCUCGAACAAUUCUCAUACCGAGAAUCUGUUUCGCUGGACCCAUAUCUUUCAUGGCAAAGGACUCACUGAGCUGCUCUUUCAGCUCCUUAAUUAUAUCCAUGUUCCUGCCUACAAUCAACAUAUCAUCGAUAUACAACAACAAGAUGAUAAAAUCAUCAUCACCAAACACCUUCGCAAAUACACAAUGGUCUGAAUUAGUCUCAGCAUAACCAUGCUCCCCCAUAAUAGACUUGAACUUCAUGUAGCACUGCCUCGGUGCUUGCUUCAAUCCAUAAAGGUUUUUUUUUCAAUAGGCAAACUAAAUUUUCCUUGCCCUUCUUCACAUAACCUUCCGGUUGUUCUAUGUAAAUCUCUUCCUCCACAUCACCAUGAAGGAAAACAGUCUUCACAUCCAUUUGCUCAACCUCUAAAUCAAAGCUCGCUGCCAAUCCAAGCACAAUCCGAAUGGAUGACAUCUUCACAACACGAGAAUUAAUUUUUUUAAAAGUUUAUAAGAUUUUUUUACAAAAGCUGUCAUAUCAUCGUUGACAAAUAUGGCUGUCAAAAACAUCAUUAUCGACAUAUAUGCCGUCAUUUUCAACCAUGAUGUUGGAAACUAUCAUUAGAGAUUUGUCAAAAUGCAGUCAUUGUUAACGGUUAUGUGAAUGGGUGGGCGUUUAAGUAUCCGUUCGGAUUCGCUUCGAAUCUACUGAGGUUUUGGGUUUUUGGGGUUAGAGAUUAAGACCUAUUUGGAUAUUUUAAAAUUUUGGUACGGGUUCGGUUUUGAUCUUUCCAGGUUUGUUUCGGGUUCGGAUACCCCAUUUAAACUAUUUAUUUUCUAAAUCCAAAUAUAUUUUUAAAUUCAAAAAAUUAAUAAAUAAAAUAAUAUAUAAAUUUGAAUAAUGUAUGUCAAACUACCUAAAAUUAACAUAAAAUUGGUUUGUUUGGAUAUUUUGAUGAAGAAUGAUUAGGUAAUUUGAGUUUUUGGUGUUUUCAGUGAUAUUAGCUGUCCACAUAUUAAACUAAUUUCGGUUUGGGUUUGGUACUAUUUUUUGGUUUGGAUUCGGUUUUCUUCUUUGGAUUCAGGUAUUUUAUUCAUCCCUACUUAUGUGAGAAACCAUCAUCAUCGGUUUGAAACCAUAAUUUUCAAUGCUAGUAUGUUUAAAAAUUUGGAUGCAACUUUGGUUAAUGUAAGAAACAAGACCUUAAUAUGUAUUUUAAGUGAAUAAUAAAUGAUUUUUUCCACAAUUAUAUGUAUAUUAUUUGAUUUUGAGCCAUGUGCUGAACCAGUAUAAAUAAUUUUGAAUAAAAUUAGAGAAGUAAACUAGAAAUAUAGGCUCAAGUAUUCAUAUGUUCGGUUAUUUUAGAAUAUUCAUUCAAGUUUGGUUAUUUUAGAAUAUGUUCGAGUUCGGAUAUCCAAUCUUGCUAAUUCAAUACCCGUUCGGGUAUUUUACUACUUCGGUUCGGAUUUUGGUUCCGGUUUUUCAGGUCGGGUUCGGAUACGAUAUCAUGAAAAGAAACCUAGUUAAAUCCCCUUGUGUUACCAACGGUUCAUUCAGUCCCAUUCCCGCCUACAUCCAAAAUAUCAACCAUUAAACUUAUCUCGCCUCCCAUUCUCAUCUCUUUGUUGAAUGAAAAAAAAAUCAUUUUAAAAGAAACAAAUAAUUUUUAAAAAAUAUUCUUUUAUCAACAAACCAUUUGUAAAAAAAAUAUUUCUUUCCUUUUCUAAAUAUGCCUAAAUAUUGGUGAGAAGAAUUCACUGUUUCACAAAUAAUCAUUCCUUACUUUAUUCAGCAUAUUUCUUUUGAAAUUAGUCUCCCAUAAAUCUAUAUUUUAAGAUAGAUAUCUUUUCUCCAAAAGAAAGAUAUAAUUUAGAUUUGAAAUUUCCACAAAAUAUGCAUUUCCCUAAAAUACCUUUAACAAUUAUCAUACGACUAAGAUACAAUAGAAGCCCAUGAAAAACAGUUUUUAGUUACCCUUGUUUUGGUGUUCAAACAAAAAAAAAAAAAAGUUCACCUAGUUUAUAUCCUUUCUCCUAUAUACUUUCUGCCUGGCGAGAUAUUAGGUCAGAAAUCACUACUAGAAGAAGAUGGUGAUGAUAACCGACCUUCCAUUUGAUCUGGAAAAGAAGAUACUCGCCCGUGUUCCGAAAGUGUCUCGACCACAAUGGCAAACUACUUGCAAGAGAUGGUACGCUGUACGCCAAGAUCUACUCUCCAAGAAACACUUGGCUCGAACAGGAAGAGAGUUCAUCUUAUUGUUGAAUACUAAUGUUUUUUCAACAACCAUCAACCUCCAGGGAGUCCAUAACAGCGUUGAUCCGGUGAUGGAGUUCGGAGGCAAACUUGGAUCUUUACAAGAUUCUGAUGAUUUACAAAUCCAUGAUAUUUUCUACUGCAAGGGGUUGGUGCUAUGCACUAUGGUGGGAAAACAAAUGCUCGUGGUUUGCAACCCUAGUAACCGUGAAACUAGGUAUGUCGAACCUAGAACAAGUCAUGGCUGUUCCGAAUAUGCUCUUGGAUACAAAGGCAGCAAGUCUUCAUGUGUUAGUAGCUACAAGAUCUUGAGGUAUUGUCGUUAUUCCGACAAGCAACUGAAGCGUACGGUUUCCGAGUUUGAACUGUAUGACUUUAUGUCUGACUCAUGGAGGGUUUUAGAUAUUGAUGAGCACGAUUGGGAAAUAACGGCUCGUGGCGUCUCUGUGAAAGGAAACACUUACUGGGUUGCUAAAAAGAAGAAGGACCAGUUCAUACUCAGUUUUGAUUUCAGUAGAGAGAGAUUUGGGCUUCUCCCUCUUCCGUAUGAGAGUGUUGGCCCUGAAGAUUUCAUUAAUAAUAAGUAUGACGAUACAGCUGUUCUGUCAGUUGUUAGAGACGAACAACUCUCGGUGUUACAUCAAUAUCUUCAUGUGUAUUCAUCAGAGAUGAAGAUAUGGGUAAGCAAUACAAUUGACACCAAAAAGGUGUCGUGGAGUGAGUUCUUGGUAGUGGACGUAGUGCUGUUAAAUAUUGUUAGUUUCGUCUUGGAAGAGGAGCAUAAAGUGGCAGUGUGUUGUAGUAAAGGCAAGGAUGAUCCUGAUGAUGAGGAUGAUCCUAACGAUGAGGAUGAUCCUGAUGAUGAGGAUGAUCCUGAUAAUGAGGAUGAUCCUGAUGAUGAGGAUAAUCCUGAUGAUCCUGAUAAUGAGGAUGAUCCUGAUGAUGAGGAUGAUCCUGAUGAUGAGGAUGAUCCUGAUGAUGAUGGUAAAGAAGAGCGCACCAGCAUUUCAAUUAUUGGAAAGAAUAUACAAAGUCUUGUUUAUGAUGAAGGGGCUAUAGAUGGAUCAUGGCCUCAUCUCAUGAAUUACGUUCCAAACCCGGUUCAAAUUUUAAGGAAGGGUACGCGCAAAAGCAAAAGGAAACGAACUACAAGGAGUUAUGAACCGGAGGGCAGUUCGGCAAGAAGCGUUGAGGAAACGAAAGUGACACCAAUAGACAAAGCUAAACGAGUUUUUAGGGUUGCUUUGAAUGUCCCAAAAGAGUUUAGGAAACGAGAGUGAAACCAUACCUAAAGCAUAUCGAAGUA